AUGGCUGAGAGUUUGAGAGAGUUGAUCAUCGAGCGACUAACUGCUGCUGCUGCUGAAGAAGAAAUAUUUGGACUCUUUGAAAGAACUGUCGUCCAGUAUGAGGAAGAGAUUGAUCGCCAGCGCAGACUGCUGGAUAUCACCUGGAAACCUGAGAUAAAGUUACACAGAAUAUUCAUUCCACAUCAGCAUGUCUGCACAAAGGAGUCUCUCUCCAACCAGGAGAGGGACUCCAGACUGAACCAGGAGGAACCAGAACCUCCACAGAUUAAGGAAGAACAGGAGGAACCAGAACCUCAACAGAUUAAAGAAGAACAGGAGGAACCAGAACCUCCACAGAUUAAAGAAGAACAGGAGGCAGUCAUCAAGGAGAACAGCUUAUUCUGA
This is a messenger RNA of Mugil cephalus (flathead mullet), 384 nucleotides long. Its product is annotated as myb-like protein X. NCBI's taxonomy places the organism in Eukaryota, Metazoa, Chordata, Actinopteri, Mugiliformes, Mugilidae. The transcript is spliced from 4 exons. Bases 1 to 384 code for a protein of 127 amino acids. The record is from RefSeq and is a predicted model, not a curated record.